Klebsormidium nitens is the source of this 2627-nucleotide messenger RNA. The record is from the annotation of a GenBank genome assembly. NCBI's taxonomy places the organism in Eukaryota, Viridiplantae, Streptophyta, Klebsormidiophyceae, Klebsormidiales, Klebsormidiaceae.
UACCAUACCGUAGUAAAAGCGCGCACAAAGAGUGUGAACCCCCAUUUCAAGUUUGGCGCAACGUAGGUAGCCUAGAAUUUGAAAGGGGCGGUGCGGCAGAGAGCCUGCAGCUUUGCCUGAUGCUGGUGGUGUGGCUUGGGUGUGACAUAUCUCAAGACCUUGACGCUGUCCAGGAGAUCUUCUUGCAGACCCCAGAAUAAAAGCCGUGCCUGAGUGGGGCUUGCAACUUUUCUUUUGCGAUCAAGCAAGGCAGCUUGCAAGUUGCCGGAUUCUGCUCGAAAAGCUGUUGCAAGGUCUUGCAGCUAGAAGGGGCAUGUGUCACUUUGAGGUCUCCCUCUUGAAUAGAUGACAGAAUCUCUUGUAUCUGGAUUUUGACCACGGUCUUUUUGUGCUCUUCUUCUCUUCUCAUCCUGGUUGGGCUUGGUGUGGCAUGCUGCAUGUGAGCAGGUCCUGGCUGGAGGGGCGAAGCUGUGCCUGACCUCAAUUGGACUCCCGAUGGUCCUUGCUACACACAUACUAGGAUAUGUCUGUGAUGGCUAGCGCCCAAAUAUCAAGUCUUGACAAUUCAUGUUACUUACGUAAGACGGCACACCCGUGUUCACCAAGCAAGUGCGCACCAGGUGGUAUCCGUGUGUGCUGCCUUCACGCAGUAGGCACGCAGUCAGGGGAGGCGUUGCGCAGCUCUGGGCACGGGGGUGUCCCUACAGGGCCGCCCCCGCUGCCCGCAGAGGUCGUUGACUGGCGGCAUGCGGCAGCUGGAAGGCAGCCCGCACAGCGCCGCCGGGUAGAACCGCUGGUCAGCCGCCAGCCUCCCUUGGAGGAGCGCAGCAAGUGCGCUGAGGUGACGGGGUCAGAGGCGGCUACAAUGGCGGUGUACAAGGAAUGGGUGCGGCGGGGGGAGCACCGGGACACCGUCUGGCAGGAUGGCACAGUGCGCCUGGGGGACCGGCUGGUGCGCAUCCGGAACGGGCGGGUCUCGGUGGUUGCAGCACCCGCAGCACCCUCAGAGAAGGUCCAGGCCCUGGUGGCGGCAGCAGCUCCCGCCACGCAGACCUUGGUCCAGAGGCGCGUGCGGCGCCAGCAGGCCUCCACCGCCCGGCUGCGCGAGCUGCUGCAGGAGAGGGCGCGCCAGUACGAGCGGAGCGCGGAGGCGGCGGCGCGGCGCGAUGGGGCGGACCAGACGGGCACUGCGACGCACCUGCACCUGCUGCUGGCGUGCUACCCACGGCUCACGCUGCCGCAGGAGAAGAAGUUCAGCCGCAGGGUUCUGGCAUACCACGCCCUCCGUGCAGUCCGAGAUGAAUUAGAAGUUCGAUUACAGCGCUCCCCCAGUGACGAGGAGUGGAGCGAGGCUUCAGAGCUGAGCUCCGUUGGAGAACUGCGGCGAAGGGUGGAGCAGGGCGUGGCGGCCAAGUGCCGGCUGGUGGAGGGCAACCUGCGCCUCGCGGUGUCGGUGGCGCAGUCGUUCCCGCGCGUCGGCCUUGACCUGGAGGACCUGGUGCAGGCGGGCAUCGUGGGCCUCCUCAAGGCCGUCGACCGCUACGACGUGCGCCGCGGCUUCCGCUUCAGCACGUACGCCACCUACUGGAUCCGCCAGAGCAUCCAGGCGACCAUUCGGCAGGACAGCCGGCUGGUGCGCCUGCCCGCGUACGCCUGGGACCGCCUCAGCAAGAUCGCCAAGGCCCGAGCACUGCUGCUGGUGCAGCUGGGCCGGCCUGCGACGUUGGCGGAGACCGCGGCGGCGGUGCGGCUGAGCGAGGGCGCGGUGCGCCUGCUGCUGGCGGCGUCGCAGGAGGUGGUUUCCCUGGAGAGCGGUGGCCCCGCGCUGCUGCAGCGCAGCCUGGCCAGCGGGGAGCGCGUGGCGGACUGGGCCGACAAGCUGGCCGACCCCGACUGCCACAAGGACCCCUACGAGAUGCUGGCGCAGGAGGGCGCGCCGCACGACAUCGAGCGGCUGCUGUGCAAGCUGGAGGCGGAGGAGGCGCGCGUGCUGGAGCUGCGGCUGGGCCUGCGCGGGCAGCCCGUGCACAACCUGGCCCAGACAUCGAAGCUCGCCAGCGUACGCUUUGCCAAGGUUGCCAAGUUGCAGAACACCGCCAUUGCCAAGCUACGGGGGCCAUUUAAGAAGGACGUCGAAGAUCUCCUGGUGGUCUGAUCGGCCUGCUUUACCCAGAGUGCACGCAUACCGAAAGAGGUAGGCAACUGGGAAGAAGAUUGCAGUAGCCUGUGCUGCAUGGGGCCUGAGAGCUGGGAGCGUUUGUACCAAAGAUGGUGGCGCCGCAUGGGCGCUGCACGUCCUUGCCGUACGACUGUCUGCUCCGCCCCUGCAAUGCCUUGUUGCGCAACACCUAGGGGGUAAGCGUGCAAACAGUCCGACCAGAGGUGUACAAAGCACGCCGCUUAAUCAAUCUUGUCAUCCGGACACACUCUACGUAGAUUCGUGUAAGCUUUUGCAAAGUUGUAAGCAUAUAUAUAUUUUUAUUGAUGGUAUCCAAUCGAUAUCGCAUCUUAGUCUCGAGAUUAUACAGCAGAUUUCAUCCUACUUGAUCGAUUCCUUUGCUAAAUAAGACUGUCACGGCGUCAUGUCGCGGUGUGCAGGAAUUCUCUGUAAAGCAUGGUUUCUCAAU